CUCCCCCUCUCUCUCGCCGCGACGCCACACGACACGACACGCGACGACGCGACGCCCAACUCCUCACGCUUCCCUUCCCUUCCCUUCCCCCAUCCAUCCUCUCCUCCGACUCCGACCUCCCGCAACCGCAGCGCCGCCCGAUCCGCCGCCACCGCCACCGCCACCGCCGGCAGCUCGAUCCCCCGCACUCGGGGGGGUUUUGGAAUUGGCGAAUGGUGGCGAACGAGGUGGUUGCGGCGGCGGCGGUGGUGGAAGAACCGGCGCCCGCGUCGGCGGGGGCGGUUGACCCGAUGAGGCUGGCGUCGCGGUGGCGGUCGCCGGCGGAGUGGGGGGCCGCGGCGGCCGAGAUGGAGGCGGAGCCGGCGCCGUCCGAGCUCAACACCACCAACAGCUCGGGCCUCUUCGCCGUCGUCUCUACCGACCGGAUGUCCGUCAGGUACCUCGGCGUCAACCAGCACGGCCACGACGUCGGCGUCGUGCAGGCCAACCGCCCCGCCCCCACGCGCCGCGCCGUCUACUACUUCGAGAUGGGCGUCAAGAACGCCGGCCAGAAGGGGCAGACCUCCAUCGGCUUCACCACCGAGAAUUUCAAGAUGCGCCGCCAGCCCGGCUGGGAGUCUAACAGCUGUGGAUAUCAUGGCGAUGAUGGCUAUCUUUACCGUGGUCCUGGGAAAAGUGAGUCAUUUGGUCCCAAAUUCACUUCUGGUGACACAAUUGGUGCUGGCAUCAACUAUUUCUCACAAGAAUUUUUCUUCACGAAAAAUGGAUCUCUAGUUGGAUCCUUUCAAAAAGAAAUUAAAGGCCCACUAUAUCCUACCAUUGCAGUCCAUAGUCAAGAUGAAGAGGUGACAGUAAACUUUGGAAAAGAACCAUUCUGUUUUGACAUUGAGGGCUAUAUUUUUGAAGAGAAAAUGAAGCAACAAUCUGUCAGCGACAAAUUGGAUUUGCAACCAGACAUCAGUCAUUGGAUUGUUCGUUCAUAUCUCCUACAUUACGGCUACCAAGAUACAUUAAAUUCUUUUGAUAUGGCAAGUGAAACUGAUCCUCCAUCCAAUCAUCAAAAUGGUUAUGGGGAACCUCCUGAAAUGUAUGGUCUUAGCCACAGAAAAUUGCUGCGUCAGCUUAUCAUGAGUGGAGAUAUUGAUUCUGCAUUCAAAAAACUUGGAGAAUGGUAUCCACAGGUGAUAAAGGAUGAAACAUCAAUUAUUUGCUUCUUACUCCAUUCCCAAAGAUUCAUUGAAUUUAUCGGGGCUGGACAACUGGAGGAUGCUGUAAAAUAUGCUCGCUCUAACCUGGCCAACUUCUUGACACAUAAAGCUUUUGAUGGGUUGCUAAAGGAGAGCGUGGCCCUGCUUGCAUAUGAAAAGCCUGCCGAAUCGUGCAUUGGAUAUCUGCUAGACUCUCCACAGCGGGAAUUUGUAGCGGAUGCAGUGAAUGCAGCUGUCCUGUCAACGAACCCGAACAUGAAGGACCCUGAGAGUUGCCUUUACUCAUGUCUCGAGAAACUACUGAGGCAGCUCACAGUAUGCAGCUUCGAGCGACGUGCAUUCAGCGGAGACCAAGGGGAUGCAUUCUUACUACAUAAAGAAGUGCAGUCCUGCGAUAGAUCCAGGUGUUCCUAGGCAUCAAAGCAUUCAAGUUGCACCUGCAUCUGAGCAGUGAACUCAGAGAUGAGACUUUGUGCCCCUCUUGGAAGGAAAGGGAUUCACCUCGGAGCGGAGAUGUAGACCAUGAUCCAUGCGCAAUCACAGAUACUUUGAUUCUUGAAGUUUCGCAGUAUACUCUCCACAAGGUGAACGCCUAACUGCUGGGAAAUUUGGCAGCAGCUCCUUCCCUGUAAUCUGAAAACUUACAUUCACACAUGGCCUUAAACAUCUCUGUUUCCAUAAACUCGGAAGCUUUGAGCUGGUAGACAUUCUGAAUGUGAAAUGAGAAGAGAAAAACAAUAAGAUUUGUGUAAAUGAAAUCGAGUUGCCCUUUAACCUUGUGGUUCAUUCUAAUUCAUUGAUACAUUCAAUUGCAAUGUCUUGGUUGCGCUCGA
Molecule: messenger RNA, 2041 nt
Organism: Oryza sativa Japonica Group (Japanese rice)
Lineage: Eukaryota; Viridiplantae; Streptophyta; Magnoliopsida; Poales; Poaceae
Product: ran-binding protein M homolog
Molecular function (GO): protein binding
Source: RefSeq, a predicted model, not a curated record